GUACAGAUUCUAGCUUAAAGUGAAUUACAGAGAAGUGGGUAGUUCCCUUGGGUCAAACCCCCCCAAGGCUUGUUUUUCCUGAUUGCAUCUUGUUACUUAAAACCCUCGUUUCAAAGUUUCGUAGGGGCGACCAUUCCAAGUCCAGUUAGUUACUCCCAGUGAACACACACACGCGGAUUCUUCUCAUCACAUCGGUUUCCAGGAUUCACCACUGCUCUAAGAACUAGUAAAUACUCUAGGAGUCAGUCCUUGCAUGUAUGGUCAGGUUCUGCAUAUACUUUAUUCAAGUUUUGCCUGGCCAAAUUUGUGCUGCUGAGAAGCAGCCGAAACCACUUUCACAAGAAAGUCAUUGUUUCUGAUUUUUAGCAAGUGUUUGACAUACAUACUCACCCUGUUCCUCUGACCCCAGUGCUUUACCCCUGUGUAUAAAAAAGGUGUCGGGGGAAAUGACUAGAACUCAAGGGGUGGAGCCUCUAUCCUUUUACAGGAAACUACAAUCCUUUAAUGCGCCUGCGAGGCUCCCACGCCCUGGGAAAGGUUCCUAUCGAUUUGCUCUGUGCUCCGCAGCUCUUUCUGGCUGCAGGCAGCCAUCUUGCCUGGAGCUUGAGACAGGGAAGAGAGAAGGAACUGGUGACACCGGGCUCAGGGCCGCCCCGGGGGCCUCGGGAGCCAGGGGCAGGCCCGGAGGUGGUCCUGGGUCCUGGGCUAUGCUCUAGGGUCACAAAAGGGAGGGCAGAGGACAGAGGGCUUGAUGGGUGGAGAAUCAAACAAGAUUUGCUGGGUGGGGGAGGGGCGUUGCUGAGGCAACUGGAGAGGGCGGGGUCAUGUCUGAAUUGCUGCUGUGAGUCAUCGGAGUGCUGCCCAGGAAAGGCAGGGCUGGGGUGAUGACCAUGCUAAAGACCCAGUGGGAUUUCACGACAUCACCUGUGUGGAGGGACUUCGUGUCUAUGGCAACUGUCACCUGGUGGAAGGGGCGGAACUAGAUUUCCUCUGCCUGCGACGCCGGCAUUCCAAGCACUUGUCCUGCAGGCUCCCGCAGGCAGACGCAUCGUAGAAGGAAGCCAGGGAAUGGCCGCGGUGUGGCAGCAAGUCUUAGCAGUGGACGCGAGACUGAUAAUAUAGUUGGCUCCGACUGACCACAGCAGAGCUGCAGAUUGACUAUAUUAUCUCCAGAUUGACCUUUUCAUCAUAUCCGUUAUUAAUCAGAAUCGCCCCCAUCACAGUACGAUCACUCUUACCAUCCCAAUCACUGCCUAACACCUCAUUGCCUUGAGCUGAUUUAUUCCCUCUGUCCUGUGCCUGCUGCCUGCCCUGCCUCCUGGACCCUACAGGUACAACGCCUACCGCACACCAACGUUUCCACAGUUUCGGACCCAGUAUAUCCGCCGGCGCAGCCAGCUGCUGCGGGAGAAUGCCAAGGCUGGGCACCCCCCAGCACUGCGUCGGCAGUACCUGAGGCUACGGGGCCAGCUAUUGGGCCAGCGCUACGGGCCACUCUCUGAGCCAGGCAGUGCUCGUGCCUAUAGCAACAGCAUUAUCCGCAGCAGCCGCACUACCCUUGACCGAAUGGAGGACUUUGAAGAUGACCCUCGAGCCCUGGGGGCCCGAGGACACCGCCGAUCUGUCAGCCGAGGCUCCUAUCAGCUGCAGGCACAAAUGAAUCGUGCAGUCUAUGAGGACAGGCCUCCCGGCAGUGUGGUACCCACAUCGGUGGCAGAGGCAAGCCGGGCCAUGGCUGGGGACACAUCGUUGAGUGAAAACUAUGCCUUUGCAGGCAUGUACCAUGUUUUUGACCAGCACGUGGAUGAGGCAGUCCCAAGGGUGCGCUUCGCCAAUGAUGACCGACACCGCUUGGCCUGCUGUUCACUGGACGGCAGCAUCUCACUGUGCCAGCUGGUGCCUGCCCCACCCACUGUGCUCCAUGUACUACGGGGCCACACGCGUGGUGUCUCUGACUUCGCCUGGUCCCUCUCCAAUGACAUCCUCGUGUCCACCUCCCUCGAUGCCACCAUGCGCAUCUGGGCCUCCGAGGACGGCCGCUGCAUCCGUGAGAUCCCUGACCCUGAUGGCGCUGAACUGCUGUGCUGCACCUUCCAGCCCGUCAACAACAACCUCACUGUGGUGGGGAAUGCCAAGCACAAUGUGCAUGUCAUGAACAUCUCCACAGGCAAGAAAGUGAAGGGUGGCUCCAGCAAACUGACAGGCCGUGUCCUUGCCCUGUCCUUUGAUGCCCCUGGCCGGCUUCUCUGGGCAGGUGAUGACCGCGGUAGUGUCUUCUCCUUUCUCUUUGACAUGGCCACAGGGAAGCUGACCAAAGCCAAGCGACUAGUGGUGCACGAGGGCAGCCCUGUCACCAGCAUCUCUGCCCGAUCCUGGGUCAGCCGGGAAGCACGGGACCCCUCACUGCUCAUCAAUGCCUGCCUCAACAAACUGCUGCUCUACAGAGUGGUGGACAAUGAAGGUACCCUGCAAUUGAAGAGAAGCUUCCCCAUUGAGCAGAGCUCACAUCCUGUGCGCAGUAUCUUCUGCCCCCUCAUGUCCUUCCGCCAGGGGGCCUGUGUGGUGACAGGCAGUGAGGAUAUGUGCGUUCACUUCUUUGAUGUGGAGCGGGCGGCCAAAGCUGCUGUCAACAAGCUGCAGGGCCACAGUGCACCCGUGCUUGACGUCAGCUUCAACUGCGACGAGAGUCUGCUGGCUUCCAGUGACGCCAGUGGCAUGGUCAUUGUCUGGAGACGAGAGCAAAAGUAGGGUUCUGCCAGCCCUGCACAGCUCACUGUUCCCUCCUCUCUAGUCUUGUGCUGUAAAUAAAAUUUCUGUGGUUGUGUUGAGGGGCAACUCCCAGGUCUCCCACAAGGAGGCACUAGGGAGUACUGAGCCCUCCGGUGGAUUGGGAACGGCUUCCUCAGUUGUGCAGUAAUGUGUUCAUCCAUUCAACAAGCCCUGAGUAUCUGCUGUGAUGUGUCAUGUAGUUGUGCAGUCAGUAGACAGGAAUGAGAGUACCAACUGUGAUGUCAGGAACUGUUCUGAAAGGGAAGGAUACUGCUGUGGCCUCAACCAACAGAAAUCCUGCCCUUGUGGGCUUGCAUCCUAGGAGAGGCAAGCAUUUGGUAGAUGAAGUACAGCCAUUCCUCAGAGUAUAAUUUGCUUUAUAAUUUUUCAACUUUUUGAUCUUACAGUGCUACAGAAUCACACACAUACACCCAGUCUUGUUUUCUACUUUCAGUGUGGUGUUCAGUAAAUUACAUGAGCUAGUCAAUAUUUUGUUAUAAAUUAGACUUUACAUUAGGUAAGUUUGCCUACUUGUAGAAUAAUGUCAGUGUUCUGAGCGCAUUGAAGGUAGGUGGGCUAAGCUAGGGUGUUUGGUAGGUUAGGCAUGGUAAUGCAUUUUCAAUUAAGACAGAUUCAUCAAGAAGCAUCUGUAUAAAAGAGGAUAGUUAAAGAUGAGUGGCGUGAAGAAAAACAAAGGGAGGGAAGGAGAUGAGGUUGCAGGAACGGGAGGAGUGGGAGCUUCUUUCAGCAAUGCCAUCAGGAAAAAUGUUCCUGACAGGAUGGUGUUUUAAAGAUCUGAAUGAAAUGAGGGAGGUAACAGAAUAUCCUCAUCAGAAAGAGGCACCGAGACUGGAGUUGUCAGAGGAUGACCAAGCCGAGUGUGAUAGGUGACGUUAGACAGGGCUUUAGGGCUUCUUGGACCGUGGUGAGGAGCUUGACUUUUCCUGAUCCUGAGUGAGGCAGGUUGGAGUGAGGAAUCAGAUGGCCAUAGAGAAAUUAGGAGAGGGAUGUUGAAUUCAACCCCAGCGGCUUCAUCAGAUUAGGUUGUAAAACUUCCCAAGAUGACAGCUUCUGUGUGGGUGGACCUCACACUUAUAUGUGGCCCACAAACAGGGAGUAGAAGUGUUGAGUUCUUUGAGUUCUAGGUUGGCACGCAGGCAGCCAUGGACUCGGGCUGAGCUACAGCCCCUGCUGUGGUGAGGAAGAAAUAGAAAAUCUGUAAGUUCACCCCUAUCUCUUCCCAUGUCCCUCCAGGGCCCCAAUUUAAGCCCUGGACCAGGUCAGAGACCAAAUGCUAAUCUCCAAUAUUGGGUAUUAGCAAGGAAAUAAGUUCCAGACUUAUUGUCCAUGAUUAGAAUCAUGAAGAACUUUCAGUUUGAAGAAUCACUAGGGGCUCUUAGAGCUAGCUCAUCCUCCCAGAUUCAUAUGCUGCUACUUUUGCAUCAGGAGGAACUGCGGCUAACAUCUUGGGACCUCAGUCACCAACCUAGUAGCACAGUGUUGCUGAGCUGUGGAACUAGCAGCAGAUCUUUGAUUUUGAUGGAAGGAGAUAAUGCCUUGUUUGUUUAAUCUGUUUAUUAGUGUGAUCACUUGUAGCCAAAAGCACGUCUGGCUCCAUCAGACAGAUCUUAGGUAAAUGGUUAUGAGAUAAGGAUAUCUAAGUGAGCUGGACUGGCCAUGUUGUGUCAAAGUCGUGUAAGUGUGCCAACAUUCCUAAUCCAGCUUCAGGGUUAGUGAUUUCCUAUGAGGACUGUACAGUACAGUUGAAAGAUACAGGGAAGUGUAGCAGACACCAAUUAGAUGCUGAUCUUUAAAGGGACCCUCCCAAGACUAGCAGUUCAGAACUGUGCUAACUCUUUCCUGUACCAGACAGAUUCACGGCUUCAACCAAGCUCUAUAGGUAGCAAGAUAAUUGGGGGAAAUACCAGUUUUCUCCACUUCUGUUUCUUCAUGUUCUUCAUUCCCUUUAAUGAGUCUGGUUUCCGGGUGAUUAAUGAUGAAUUUUGUUUGCAUGAUUUUGGGGGUUUCCUCCUUGUAAAAUUUUUGAGGUGGCAGAGUUGACAUUCCACUUGGAAACUAAGCACUGUAAACAAGGAAGAAUAAAAUAAUGUUAUUGCUCAAA
This is a messenger RNA of Alexandromys fortis (reed vole), 4891 nucleotides long. RefSeq names its product WD repeat domain 13 (gene Wdr13). The record is from RefSeq and is a predicted model, not a curated record. The coding region runs from base 1567 to 2748 and encodes 393 amino acids. Gene Ontology annotation, cellular component: nucleus. The transcript has 9 exons. Gene Ontology annotation, molecular function: protein binding; promoter-specific chromatin binding. NCBI's taxonomy places the organism in Eukaryota, Metazoa, Chordata, Mammalia, Rodentia, Cricetidae.